Messenger RNA from Adineta ricciae, 1548 nucleotides. The record is from the annotation of a GenBank genome assembly. NCBI's taxonomy places the organism in Eukaryota, Metazoa, Rotifera, Eurotatoria, Adinetida, Adinetidae.
AUGUCGGCUAAAAUCUUUCUUCGACGAUUAACUGAUAUCGCAUCGUUCGAUACACUUCAAGAUAAACUUUCUCGUCUCAACGAUACAUACUUGGUCAACUCAAUCGAUACAAAUGUAUCCCGAUGCAUUGAUAUUAUCGAACUCAAUGCUCGUGUUCAACGAGAACUGUUCAAACUUCUCAAUCUCGUUUCAGCUGAAGGCAAUUCACUUGGUUUGUUAAAUCAAUCUUGUCAUGAAAAGGCAGGUGGUGUUUAUGGUGGAGCGUCGACAAUUCGUGCACGGCUCUUACCGUUUCUCAACCUUGAAGCGUCUUAUCUCAAUGGUUUAUUGAGUAAUACAGGUUCGGAUUUGUAUCCGUAUGCUUGGUGGCGCUAUCCAUAUGCGCAUUUGCGUACAUCAGCUGAAUUUCAUUCAUUGGCUAAUGAAUAUGAAAGUAAUUUGAAUAAUCUUGAAUUGGAUUUACGUGAUGCCAAUGAAGAUAAUGCUCGACUUGAAGCUGAAUUGGAAGAAACACGAGCAGAAUUAAUUGAUGAGCGAACAAAGUCAACAGGUGAAAAAAUGUUUAUUGAAGCUGAAUUAUCUAAUUUACGAUCACGACUUAGUGAUACGGAAUUUCGUCUUUCACUCGAACGAUUUAAGCCGCGAUCGGACAUUGCUCUUAACCAAGCCGAACGUGAUAUUCGUCGUUUACGUAAUGAUGUCGAAUUAGCACAAAUUCGAUCGCGAUCAUCCUCACCUGUUCCAAGCUAUACGUCACGACGUCCCGUAUCACCGACUCGUUCAUUAGUUCCGUUGACAUCGUCUAGUUCUUCUGUACAGGCAGUUCGUGAAGAUUCACUCAUACAGUGUUAUAAUGACUUAAAUGCUCGAGAACGACUUAGUGCCAUGGACAUACUUCGAACUGUUUCGGAUGAUUAUGAUAUGAAUCGACGUAUUUGCUUUGCUGUUGUUCAGGAAGCAUUUUCAGUUGCUAAACGUCGCUCUAAUGAAUGGAAAUUACGUCUUCGUUCGCAAUUUGCGAUAACACAUACAGGUCCUGAUUCACUUGAAGAUGUUGUUCAGGAUUAUAUUAAUCGAAACGUUGAACCAUAUGAGUUACCAACUCUUGUUUCGGAAAUAAUUGGUAAUUUGACUCGUAAUCCUCGAUUAAGCCUUCCACUUGGUGUCUCCUAUACCAUCAUCAAUACAUAUAUUCGAGAAGCAGUGCGUGUUGCUUGGCAUAUGUCAUGUCUAUCUUAUCCAAUGGAUGUUGCAUUUGCUACUGACGGUGAAGUUUUCGAUAGUACAAAAUAUCGUCGAAGUUAUGAUUCGGAAUAUGGAGCACCGUUAGUUGAUCAUCAUGUUUGGCCUGCGUUGAUGCAAGGCGGACGUGUCGUAACUACAGGUGAAGCAUGUACAAAACGUGGUGCCUCAUUAAAUCGUUCUCGAGCUGCAAGUCCAAUUCGUCUGGGUUAUACAAGCCCUGUUCGCAGUCGAUCGGUUAGUCCUAUUCGUCGAUCACGUACCGCAAGUCCAGUGAGAUUUGCACCUACAAAUCGCUACUAUUAA